Messenger RNA from Patella vulgata (common limpet), 3170 nucleotides. RefSeq lists its product as uncharacterized. Lineage: Eukaryota; Metazoa; Mollusca; Gastropoda; Patellidae. The record is from RefSeq and is a predicted model, not a curated record. Gene Ontology annotation, biological process: signal transduction. The transcript has 6 exons. Gene Ontology annotation, molecular function: protein binding. The coding region runs from base 255 to 2753 and encodes 832 amino acids.
UAAUAGUUAAAAACACAUUACGUGGCCUUACCAAGAAAAGGGAUAAUGUUUAAAAUGAAGUGACCUACUUAAACUGGUAAAGAUGGCUUUACCAAGAAAAGAGAUAAUGUUUAAAAUGAAGUGAUCUACUUAAACUGGUAGAGAUGAGAUAACUUCUAUUGCAUAAAGUUUAUGUUGUAUUUUUGAUAACUACAUGACUGUAUACAACUGUAUCUUCGGGACAUAAGUGAACUUUUUACUUUGUAGAUUCAAAAAUGGCAAACAGAAAUAUUCCAAAUUUAGAAGAAGUCAAUUUGGAUAACUUUGACGAUAAUCUAUCCCCAGCACGGAAACAGGAAUCGGUUGGCAGACAAUUCUCUGAAGUGUCAUCAUUAGAAUACGAUUUCAGAAGGGCCAAUCUUGCUGAAUUUAGUGAUGAAAGUGAUUUUCCCCUCGGUAUAUUUAUACAUGAAUCUUCUCCAGAGAUUCGUAGUGUUGCUGCAUCUGAUCACUCAAAAGCAUCAGCUUCUGUUGCAAUUCGACAAAGUUCAUUUAGGGAAACCGAUUCACACGGAACCCCCUUUUCCUGUAGUUUUGGGUCGAGUCCUGAAAAGAAGAUAUCCCACAGUUCUGCAGUGAGUUAUAGAGUAACUGUGUUUAAUUUGAGAUGUAAAGCAGGAAUGAUUGUAAAAGGUAAAGUCCACACGCUGGAUGUACAGCAUCAUCUGAUUAAGCAGAGGAUUGCAAGCAGUUACAAUGCCCCAGAACAAAGUUUGAUUUUAAAAACAUUAGGUGGGGAUGAGCGGGAUUUAACAGAAGACAUUCUGGUUUCGAUAUUAGACGAAUUAUGUCAAGAUUUUAUCGCAUUAUAUAUAUGUUACGAAGACCAUGACACCAAUCAACGUUUUUACACGUGUAUUAACAUUUCCUGUGGGGCAACAACACAAGAUCUUAUCAACGCAUACAUAGAGGCCUGGCCACAUCAUAAUAUAGCACCCAAAUCAUUCUGGCCAUUCCAUAAACGACGAAAACUUAUUUCCUCUGCUCUCUUGUGCGAGCAAAAGGUUGAAGCUGGUAGUUUAAUUUUACUCCAGAUAACUGAACCGAAAAUUAUUAAGUGCCUUUACCGUGCAUCAUUUACCUCUGAACACUUAUACAUCAUUAACUGUUUAACGACCGAUUCUGUUGACGAGCUCAAAGGCAAGAUCCGUAAAACCAUCAUUGAUUCAUCAAAAGAUAAACAAUUGGUGAAGCUUAUAGCUUCAUCUUAUAUGUGGUUAACACUUGGGAUUCAUAUAUAUCAAGAUGACGAGUGCAUUCAAUCACCAGUAUUAAAUGAUACAGCUAGCAGCGUAUGGUCUCAUCUUGGAACCUACUACGAUGUUGUAGCCCAUUUUCAACCUCAAGAUGCUAUCCCCAUAAAUGUGAAAUAUACUGACAUUGAAGGACAUUCAUCCUGCGAUAAAAUUGUAAUUAAAAAAUGUAUAGCAUCGGUAGAUUUCCGACAACAAAUAUCCAGUUUAUUACAUUGUGCUCCCAACGCCCUGAAAAUAACUGUAAAUAAGAAAAGGUUACCAGAACGUCGAAGUCUCCAAUCUUGUUGUGAGUUGAGGGCUGACUGCACCAUAGAGGCAGUUAGCCGACAUCCUAUCAUUGUUAAUGUAAAGUUUGGAAAAGAGACACACCAAAUAUCGAUUUUCAAGUUAGACACAGUGCUGAUGCUGAAACAAAAAUUGGCUACCCAAAUUGGUAAAAGAAAUAUGCAAAUUAAAUUAAGUUCUGGUGGAAAAGAGUUAGAUGAUUAUCAGCUUAUCGAACAGGCUCAUAUCAAAGAUGACUCCGAGGUCUUAGCAGAUAUUUACGAAGAUCGAAUCAUCAUAAACAUGCGAAAGCGGGGCUCUAAAACUCACUAUUUCGUCCUAGAUGACAUUAAAAAUGUUCGCGUUCGCGAUUUGAAAUUAUUUUAUAAGAAUGUUGUAAAUCUUAGCCCUAGAGUUGAUAUCGAAUUCUAUAGCACCACCUUACCCAAAAUAUAUGAUGACAAUGAUUGUCUUUGUGACAUUGAAAAUAUGAGCAGUGAACAAAUCAACAUCCUAUAUGCCCUUGAGAAACAUGUUGAUUCCAGAGCAACGUCUUCAAAAAGAAUAUAUCGGUGUCGCGAGUCGGGCGAUGUGGAAAUUAAGAGAGGUGUAGUUGUCCACAAUAAGAUUUAUUACGCUCCAGAUAACGACAACGAAAAUGACGAUGAAAACCCAGAAGAAGACUGUCCAGAUGACAUGGGAUCUCUUCUUCAUCGGCUAUGUUACAAUGGUAUUCGACAGGCGUACCAACACGAAAUUGACACCAUGUUAAACAGAAUCAGCGAGGAUAUUAGUGUGGAAAUAUCUUGCCCAUUUCCAAGUACCAGUCAAGCCUUAGUUCCAUAUACAUUCCAGGAGCAUGGUGAUGCUACUGAACCAUGUGUUACUAGAAGUGAUCCUAGACCACACCCAUGGUUGGUAACCGACGAAGAUCUCGACCGAUUGGUUAAGCAGCUACCAGGGAAUGAGUGGCAACCUUUCAUGCGCGAACUCGUCCCACAUGAAAUUAUAACAAAAUACAGUAAUAGUAAUACUAUCAGUGAACAAAUGUUUAAUUGUCUUAAAGUUUGGAAAAAUCGAGAGGGUGUUAAGGCAAAAAAAUCUACUCUCCAAACAGCGUUGAUUAAACAUGAUUUGAGACUAACAUCUGACACAGUGUUCGGGGAGUUGGACAACGGGAAUAUGAAUGUUUAAAGAAAUUAAUUAAGACGUUUUCAUUGGAGAAAAAUCACAAUAGCCACGCGAAGUGUCUCAAAUCAAUCACAAUUUCGAAACUGAAGUAAUGUGUUUGUUUUUGUUUCUAUAUAAUUAAAAAGUGAAAAUCGGACCAAGAAAUUGCUAGCUAAUGCCAAGAACAGUUUGCUUUAAUGUUCCGGGAUAACCAUCGCCUGUAUAAAUAGUCAACCAAUCCAGUGGUGUUUACUCAAAAUUAUAACGACGAUAGGGUCGAUAUGUAAUUCUAACCAGUUCGUACCCAAGGACGUACCAGUUCGUCCAAUUCUUUUUAUAAGGCACAAUGUCAACAUCGACAACAUUUUAUUUGAUACAAGAAGUUUUAAAUCAGUAAAUUUCUAGAAUGCAAGGACAAAAUAUAUUGCUUAAAUAUCCAUA